UGAGUUACUCCGAGGCUGUACUCGCCACCAUCAGAAACUAAACCAUCAAUACAACGGAGAGACGGUCUGUAACUACAAUCGUAAGUCACGACCGUUCGUCGAUUCGCAAAGCAAGCAAGCAGCAACACGGGUCAGGAUUAAAAGCAAGAAAAAAAAUCAUCGAUUAUUGUUAUGGUGUCAUGUGCGAGAUAGAAUUUACCGCAGAUCGUCAAAGAGUUUGGUGAAGAUUAAGUUCACAGUUUGAACGAUGUGGAGACGCUUAUGGACGCUGGGCGUCCUCGUGAUAUUGGCAUGCUUGUCGUCGGCAGACAGAGUGUCAUCCCGGAGCAGAGAUUACGAUUACGAACUGCGACAAAGUAGUCAACCCUUCAGAUGUACGUCGGAAGGGUAUCACACGGAUCCACAAGACUGCAAGGUUUAUUACAGAUGCGUCGAUUGGGGAAACGGCAGUCCUCUGACGGCCUUCCGGUUCGAGUGUGGUCCCGGAACGGUGUUCUCCAAGGAUCAGGGUGAUAUUUGCACACACCCGUCUGACAGUGGCCGACCCGAGUGCGACGAUUCCGCGAAUGAAGUCGAUUCCUAUCCGCAAGGCAACCAAGACGUUCCGAAAAAUCCUGAAUACCCUCAAACGACGUCCAGGCCGACACCGACUUCUACAACGGGAACAACGCAGGCCGCAUCGGUUUCAUCGACGCAAGCAACGAUACCGGAAAGCAGCGAUAGUGGUCUGAAUAGUAAUGUACGAUGUACUCAGGAAGGCUUCCUUGCGGAUCCCAAAGAUUGUCGAAAGUUUUAUAGGUGCGUCGACGGAGGCGCAGGCUCGUUUAUAAAAUAUGAAUUCACGUGUGGCAGCGGGACGGUUUGGGAUCCUGAAAUUGAGGCAUGUAAUCAUGCGUGGGCUGUUUCGAGGAGUGAUUGUAGCGAAAAUGGUCAAGGAGGUAACGGUGAUAAUGGUAAUCCUGGAAAUAAUGAGAGUGGGCAGUGGAAUGGAGAUACUGGAGGCAAUGAUGGACAAUGGAAUGGAGAUACUGGGAACAAUGGUGGACAAUGGAAUGGGGAUACUGGGGAUAAUGGUGGACAAUGGAAUGGGGAUACUGGGGACAAUGGUGGACAAUGGAAUGGAGACGUUGGUGAUUCAGGACAACCUGGUAACCCUGAUGGACAACCUGGUCAGCCUGGACAGCCUGGAGAUCCUAACGGGCAGCCCGGAAGUCCGGGUACUCCAGGCACACCGGGCACACCUGGAACGUCGGGAACACCGGGAACACCGGGAACGCCGGGCUCACCUGGAACACCGGGAACCCCGGGCUCACCUGGAACGCCGGGAACACCAGGAACGCCGGGCUCACCUGGACCGCCGGGAACACCGGGAACGCCGGGAACGCCCGGCUCACCUGGAACGCCGGGCUCACCUGGAACACCGGGAACACCGGGCUCACCUGGAACACCUGGAACACCAGGAACGCCGGGCUCACCUGGAACGCCGGGAACACCGGGAACGCCGGGCUCACCUGGAACGCCGGGAACACCGGGAACGCCGGGAACACCGGGAACGCCGGGCACACCUGGAACACCAGGAACAGCGGGAAUGCCGGGCACAUCUGGAACGCCGGGUUCACCUGGAACGCCGGGCACACCUGAAACGCCGAGCACAUCCGGAACGCCGGGGUCACCCGGAACGCCGGGAACGCCGGGAACGCCAGGCACAUCUGGAACACCGGGUUCACCUGGAACACCGGGCACACCUGGAACGCCGGGAACACCGAGCACACCUGGAACACCGGGAACGCCAGGCACACCUGGAACGCCGGGAACGCCGAGCACACCUGGAACACCGGGAACGCCAGGCACACCUGGAACGCCAGGCACACCCGGAACACCGGGCACACCUGGAACGUCGGGAACGCCGAGCACACCUGGAACACCGGGAACGCCAGGCACACCCGGAACACCGGGCACACCUGGAACGCCGGGAACACCGGGCACGCCUGGAACGCCGGGAACGCCAGGCACACCUGGAACGCCAGGCACAUCCGGAACACCGGGCACACCUGGAACACCGGAAACGCCAGGCACACCCGGAACACCGGGCACAGCUGGAACGCCGGGAACGCCGAGCACACCUGGAACACCGGGAACGCCAGGUACACCUGGAACGCCAGGCACACCCGGAACACCGGGCACAGCUGGAACGCCGGGAACGCCGAGCACACCUGGAACACCGGGAACGCCAGGCACACCUGGAACGCCAGGCACACCCGGAACACCGGGCACACCUGGAACGCCGGGAACGCCGAGCACACCUGGAACACCGGGAACGCCAGGCACACCUGGAACGCCAGGCACACCCGGAACACCGGGCACACCUGGAACGCCGGGAACGCCGAGCACACCUGGAACACCGGGAACGCCAGGCACACCUGGAACGCCAGGCACACCCGGAACACCGGGCACACCUGGAACGCCGGGAACACCGGGCACACCCGGAACCCCAGGCACCUGUAACGAAGAGGGAUUUUUCGCAGACCCUAACGAUUGUCGUAAAUUCUAUCGCUGUGUUGCUGAUGGUGCAGGUUUCAUUAAAUAUCGAUUUGACUGCGGCGCUGGAACUGUAUGGGACCAAACUGCACAAAGUUGCAAUCAUUAUUCUGCAGUACCCACUUGUAAUCCCAGUACUGGAGGGUCAAAUUCUGUCGAUGGCCAGGAAGAUCAAAAUAAAUCAACCAGUAAACCCGGAACUACUACAACAAAUGUACCAACCAGCACUAGGAAAGAAGGCGGUACUACGAAGCUGCCCACGUCAAAUGUCAUGACAACAUCUUCUAACGAAAUAACUACGCAAAUUCCUGAAAAGCAGCCCCCCACAUCAACAUCUGAAACUGAUAGGAGCACCGUGGUAACAGAAUCAUCAUCUUCACCUGAGCCUGCUGAUCAAUUAACGACUAGGUCGACGACCCCGACUUCAGGGAACCAGGUAACAACAGUCUCACCCACAGAAACGUCUUCCCAACCAGAUGUCGGUUCGUCGAAAAUUCCCGAAACAUCGUCGACACCAUCCUCACCUCCACAAGUGGGAACAACCGAUUCACAGGGAGCAGUUACGAGCCCGCCUGAAAGUUCAACUCCGUCCACAAAAGCUACGAAUUCGCCAGGAACCGCUACUUCGAUGAAUCCGGAUGGCUCUGACAAGUCUGGAGAAUGCUCAGCAGAAGGAUUCUUUGGUCAUCCAACAGAUUGCCGUAAAUUCUAUCGUUGCGUAUCGACUGAUUCGGGGUACACGAAAUAUGACUUCGAAUGUGGUACCGGAACAGCUUGGGACGCGUCGGCUGAAACUUGCAAUCAUGUCGAGCAAGUAUCAUCAUGUAAUAGUCAAAGUAAUGGAACUGAUCAAAGCACAAAUUCCACGACGAGUACAACUCCAUCUAGUAGUACAGAUCCGUCUUCCACAACCACUGAAAAUACGAGUGUGGGAAAUCCCGAAGGAACUACCCAGCACUCCGGAGUAGACAGAACUGAUGAAGUUGGCCAAGUUAUUUCAAGUACCGAAGGUGGUCAACAAAUGACUACCAAAGCACCUGAUCCGACCAACUCACCCGGUGAUUCUACCACCCAGAGUUCAUCAGUCCAGUCGACAACUAUCGAAACAACUGAAACUUUAUCCGAAUCAACUUCCACCGAAGCUUCAUCGGAAUCUUCUCCACAAUCCAGCUCCACUCAAACUUCGCCCGAAUCAAGUUCCACUGAAUCUUCCUCUGAAACAAAUUCAACCCUUGGCUCAACGGAAACAUCAGUUCCACCAUGCGCGACGGCUAAGCCAAACAUAACGGAAACUUGCGAGGAGGAAGGAUACUACCCACAUCCAACGGAGUGCGAUAAAUUUUAUCGAUGCGUCGAUAACGGGAAUGGUUUCAAUAUAUACAAUUUCGAUUGUGCGCCUGGAACUAUCUUUGAUCCAAGUGUCAGUGUUUGUAAUUAUCCUUCCGCUGUGUACCCGCCAAGAGACUGUUCAGGAAGCGUUCAAAGACCUGGUACGACCGCAGCUCCUGGUGAGACUGUAACGUCGACUGAAAUGACAACGCGAGAUUCAGAGUCUACAACAUCAGCUGAAUCGACCUCCUCAAAUGGAUCGACGACACAAGAAUCUGAGUCAACUACAUCGGCCGAGUCGACAACUCAAGAACUGGAAUCUACGACGUCAGCUCAAUCGACGACAGAAGAAUCUGAGUCAACUACAUCGGCCGAGUCGACAACUCAAGAACUGGAAUCUACGACGUCAGCUCAAUCGACGACAGAAGAAUCUGAGUCAACUACAUUGGCCGAGUCGACAACUCAAGAACUGGAAUCUACGACGUCAGCUCAAUCGACGACACAAGAAUCAGAGUCAACGACAUCACCUGAAUCGACUACACAAGAAUCAACAUCUACGACGUUGGCCGAAUCAACAACUCCAGAACUGGAAUCUACCACGUCAGCCGAGUCAACAACGCAAGGAUCAGAGUCGACAACUUCAGCUGAAUCGACAACGCAAGAAUCAGAAUCGACCACGUCGACAGAGAAUCCUGUAUCCAGCACGACAAACGAAAGCACUACAACAACUUCAGGGGAAACAACCGAGGAAGGACAAACUACGACUGAUUCGACAACGGAAUCGUCCACCGUGAGCACUGAAUCUCCGAUAGAAUCAACGACAAGUCCAUCUAAGACAACGACGCAGUUUUCAACGGACACAACAACAGCGGGAACGACGGACAGCACUUCCGAAGGAACAACUGAAACCACUACCGAAGUUCCGACACCGUCUGAACCCGGAACAACUCAAGCUUCGUCAGAAUCAACUACGGAAAAAGCUGAGUCUACGACUGUCACUGAGUCCACUGGUUCCACAACGGAGUUGGAAUCGACAACAGAGAGCAUUGAGAGUACUACUGGAGGUUCGCAGACGACCACAGAGCAGUCGGAAAACACUACGGAAGAGCAGAAAACAACGGAAUCCACAGAACAGACGACCUCGGAAGCUCCGGAGUCUACAACAGACUCUCAAGGUACUACAACUGAUCCAUCAAGUCAGACAACCACACAAAAAUCCGAGGAAUCAACCACGGAUAUUGCUCUAACAACAACAGAAGUCGGGUCAACUGAAAAACCGCAAGUCACACCCUGCCCCCUUGCAAACUUGACCAACGAACAGAUAGCGUUGGUUUGUCCAACCGGGUUCCAUCGCCAUCCAAAGUACUGUAAUCUAUUUUACCAAUGCACAUCAGCAAGUAACAUGGAAAUCAAGGUUUUAAUUCUGAGUUGCCCCGAAGACACUGUUUACGACAGUCAGAAGAUCCAGUGCGUUCCUGAGGAGGAUUCGAGUGAACCAUGCUCUGGAUCAAAGGCCGAUGCCAGAUUCUACCGGAGAUUGAAGGACAACUCUAUGCCUCCCGUGAAAGUUCACAGUCAGAGCCUCUGUCCGAACGAAGGUCAUUAUCCAUAUCGCGAGGACUGUAGCAAUGCCUUCUACAAGUGCAAACGUGACAUAACGGGCUCGUUGCAGGGAUAUGUUUACAAAUGUCCACAAGACUUCGUUUAUUGGUCAGUUUCAAGAAGAUGCGAGAGAGCCAAUCGUCUGCCGAUGUGUUCGUCCGCGGAAUACAAGAAUAAGAAUUAUUCUUGGGAGAGUCGUUGGGGUGUGCCAGUAGAAGAUUCUAAUUUUUCCGCGAGAAUGCUCAAUUUUGAAAGCUAUUAAUUAUUGGAUAAGUUCCGUACAUAUGCGUUAGAUUGUAGAUGAUAGAAUUACGACAUGGAUGUUGGAAAUCUUUUUAUUAGUUUAAUUUAUGUAUGGAUUUUCAGCAUCCAUUGUAGUUCAGGCAGCUGCCAUUUUUGAGUAACCAUUUAAUACUUACCUAAAUAGUUACCUUGAAACAGCAGCUUGUGCCUCGUUAUCACAUGAAUUCUAUUUCCAAUAAUUAAUGAUGAAUAGAGAGAAUCUCCGUACGAUUUUAACAAUCCUAGCGAUAAAAUCAUACGUGACAUUCAGGGACUUGGUUGUGGGAUAAGUGGUCAUAAUCACAUUUAAUAUCAAGUAUUUAGUGAUUGUUGAAAUAUGUAAUGCUAUCAUCUUUAUUUAUUUUACUAAAACUUAGCAUCUUGCCAAUCACGUGGCAGAACAGAAUAAAAUCAAAAGCUGGUUUCUUAUUGGAUAUUUCCACGACUGUAUAUGUACAAUAUUUAAUUUCUAUUCUUUUCUUUUAUUUAAUGUUAAUAUUAUUUCAUAUUAGUCACUUAAUUAUAUCUAAACUAUCCUAUGAAUUAGGAGAUGAAUAAACUAUUUCGUAGCUGUACAAUCGUACAAAUGUGUCUACAGUACUCUACAGAAGUCUGAUUUUUGUGUUUAUAAUACCUGAUCUCUGCGCUAAUUGCUUUUUUUUUUUUUGUCUGUGCUUGUUUUAUCAAUAUAAAAUAUAAUACAAAAUGAAAGAUUUAUUCCCUGGAAUAUCACAGCAAAUACCAUUACUUGUGAUUGCCCAGUGUUGUUACUUUAUAAAUUAUAUGAGCA
Molecule: messenger RNA, 6541 nt
Organism: Neodiprion virginianus
Lineage: Eukaryota; Metazoa; Arthropoda; Insecta; Hymenoptera; Diprionidae
Product: mucin-2-like
Exons: 4
Coding region: 248-5731 (1827 amino acids)
Cellular component (GO): extracellular region
Molecular function (GO): chitin binding
Source: RefSeq, a predicted model, not a curated record